CCAAGCACAACAGUGGUGAGUCGCAACAGUCCUGCUGUCGCUAGUGUGGUCUCCGGCGCGGGCGCGUACGAUGUGACGCGCAUGCGCGAGGAGGAAUUCGAGCGGCUCACAGUAUACAUAGUGCCAGACGUGCCCUGUGAGAGGGGCACCCCCAACAGGGCAGAGAGGACUCUACCACGCAGCCUCACACUAAGACCAUCAGCAGUAUUAUCUACGCCCAACACACCGACUGAGGGUGUUUGGAGUAUCGGAGUGAUACCUCGGGGCUCCCGUUUUGGGCCCUUCGAAGGUUCUCGCACUCCCAACAAGCCAAAUGACAAAGUUUCCUGGAGAUAUUAUUGGAGGGUACAGGAAACUGUCAGACAUCAUACAUAUGGAAAUAUUAAGAUAUUCAAAGAUAGCGACUACUAUUACCUGGAUGGGUCGGACACGAGUAUCGCGAACUGGAUGAGAUAUGUGGCUUCUGCGUACUCGCUACCCGUCAUGAACCUGGUCGCCUGCCAGCAUCAGGAACACAUCUACUUUUACACUAUUAGAGAUAUUAUGCCAAAUGAAGAACUUAUGGUCUGGUAUUGUAAAGAUUUUGCGACAAGGCUUGGUUAUGAUAUUGAUCCUGAACGAGCGACAUAUUCUAUAUGCAAAGAAGAAACCAUCAAAAAAGCAUAUGGAAUACCACCAGCCCCGGUGCAUCCAGAAAUUGCUUUUAAUCACAUGAAAUACGUUCUGGGUCUUACAAAUGCAAAAGAAUUGUUAGAAGCUGAAAUACCGAGUCGUCGGAGAAAACGUGAAGCUAGUGAUCCACCAAGGGAAGAUCGAAUCUCUAACAAAAAUGAAAGAACUAUUGUAAGAACUGACAUGCAAGCAAAUAUCAUUCACACAAAAUCAGAAAAUCAAAUAAUUAGCGAACAAUCACCUUUAUCACCGAAUGGGUUGAUGCAGCCACCUUCUCCAGUUAAAAUAAAUCACAGGGAUAAUCAAACUCUAGUUAUUCACCAACAAAAGGAAAGUACAGCACAUGUUGUUGUUCAUCAUCUAGAAAAUCCAAGAAUACAUAACAAUCGUUCACCAGCACAAAACCAGCAUAUCAGGGAUAUGCGUGGACCGUCUCCAAUGGCACAGAAUCAUCAAGAUAAAAUGGAAAGCAAAUCACCGAGUAUGAGUCAUUGUGGACCCCCUCAUUACGAACACCAACUUACACCUAAUGAUGAAGGAUAUCAUAGCAAUGGCUACCAUGAUGAUUUUACACCACCAGAAGAUUCUAGUGAUUCAGAUGUCGAAAACUAUGUAUUAGAUUGUUCAAACAAAACAAAUGAACCUAAAGAAACUGUAAUAGUGCAAAAAGUAGAUCAAGAAAUGCAUCGUAAUGAGUAUAGAAAAGUGAAAAUAAAAAUGCCAAGAGCAUACCAAUAUCAAAAUCACAAAGACAUGGAUUGCGAAAGUGAAAAAGAAUUAAUUAUAGCCGAAGAAGUAAUGGAUGCCUCUCCCCAAAAUCUUUCGCCGCCAAGACGUGAUCCAGCGACGUCAACUGUGAUUGUAUUGGAAUCGUCACAAAACACAAUUGUACCUAUAAAUAAGCCAUAUUAUGAGAACGGCACGAUUUCACCAGGACCGCCACCAGCUUUUAUGAGGUAUUCUCCUCCAGACACGCGAAUACUCGAAACUAUUCUAACUGGUAACAGGAUCGAUACUAAUAACAAUGAUCCAAAUCGUCGUCAACCUAAUGCGACCCCGCCACCAUCAUCUCCUACAGAGAUGGCGUAUUCUUACAAGAAAAGCCAAAGAUAUGGCAACGCUUGUAGCCCGGACUCGAGCUCCAACCUCACGCCACUGCCCUCGCUGCUGCCACUGCCACAGCAAUUGCCAGUACCCAGUGCUGCUUCUGUGUAUUCAUCAUCGCCACCUCAUACCAUUCCACAUACAACGGAAAUAAGAGAAAUCAGAGAAAUUCGUGAGAUACGAGAAACUCGUUAUGAAAGUCAUUACCCUAACUACUCAUAUAACUUAUAUUCUCCAUCAAAUUCGACUAUUAUAACUCAACUAGGCUCUCCUCCAAACAGUUACUCGCCCACCGUUACUUCUACACAUCAAUAUGAAAGAUCCCAAAAUGGACAAAGCAACCAUCACUAUCCAUCGUCGACGAGCGUAAUUACUCUAAAGAAUUGCUCUCAACUGAGUUUAAUUCAAAAUUCAAACAUGAAUAACCAACUUGUGCCGCAACAUGGAAGCAUGAGCCCCGACGGAUCCUGCGGUCUUAUGGUUGCUCCAAUGAGUCCUAACUCUCAAGCUUCUCGAGGAUACAGAAGUUUGCCUUAUCCACUGAAGAAAAAAGAUGGGAAGAUGCAUUAUGAAUGCAACGUAUGUUGCAAGACAUUUGGACAGCUAUCUAACCUAAAAGUGCACCUGAGAACCCACUCCGGUGAGCGACCUUUCAAAUGUAAUGUUUGCAACAAGUCUUUCACGCAAUUAGCUCAUCUACAAAAACACCAUCUGGUGCAUACAGGGGAGAAACCCCACCAAUGUGAUAUUUGUAAAAAACGAUUUUCUUCCACAUCGAAUUUAAAAACUCAUUUACGCUUACAUUCUGGGCAAAAACCGUAUGCCUGUGACUUGUGUAUGCAGAAGUUCACUCAGUUCGUUCACUUGAAACUUCACAAGCGGCUGCACACUAACGACAGGCCGUACGUCUGCCAGGCUUGCGAUAAGAAGUACAUAAGCGCUUCCGGACUCCGCACUCACUGGAAAACUACCAGCUGUAAGCCAAACAAUAUCGAGGAAGUUCUAGCCAUUACAAACGCUGCCAACACUGAAUGUAUCGGUUCCGUCGACAAAGACUGCCACGAGAGAGAGGCCCAUGAAGCAUACGAGGUCCACUCCCCAUCACAGGGCGGGCUGGUGGGAGCCGGUGGGGCGCGCCUGGCGUUGUCACACGACGUGGUGCUGGGGGCGCACGCACACACCACAACGCCGCACCUGGUGAGCGGGCACGGGCCGUUGUCGCCGGCGCACGCGCAGUACCGACAGAUGGCGGGCGAGCACGAGCCGCCAGCGCAGCACUAUGGCUCGCCGGCCGCCGAGCCCCGUCCUAGCGUCAUCGAGUCCAGCCAGCCCCUCAUCAUAGAAUGUACCUGAGCCUCGCCGCCGCUCUCCUCGCAUCACACUCACGUCGGACGCAUGUCCCCCGCCGCUCCUUGUGAUUCAAAUUUUGUGAUUCAGCAAAAUAAUUGUGCAUAAACAAUACUGUGGCGAGUGAUGACUCGCUGCAUUAAGUGGCUAUGAGAUUACGAUAUGAACUCUAAGAUGUAUAAAUUGUAAAAAUGUAAAUUUAAGUGCGACGUUAGGUACUAAGUACUUAAAUAGAUAAGUCUCAUUGGGAGAGUGUAUUAUAUUGUAUGAAUCAUUUGCGUACGUUAUACCUAAGGUUUCAGCAGCCCUUGUUAUACUAAUGCUCAAUUUUAUACGUGAAAUUAUUUUAUUGUAAAUAGGAUUUUGUGACAUCGACUUUAAAUAAUUAGGUUUUCUAUGCAGUGUAGCUAUCUACACUAAGAUACUAUUAUGUUUAUCGUGGUGUAAUAUGUUUUUCGGCAAUAUACUUUGAAAAGUGAUACAACUAAUAUUACGGUUGAUCAUUUAUUGACUUAGAAUUCUAUUAUCAAGAAGCAACUUCAAAUCGCCUAUGGGAUACGACGAGAGUUUGUAACACCAAAGAAACAGGCCCAGAGGGCGAUCUUAGUACACCUCUCACGCAUCCAUCGCGUCUAAUCUUCCAUAAAUCCUGAUUAAAUAAAACAAUAGCUAUUCAUUUCAAUAAAUAAAAAUUCAACGUCACUGUUUAGUGGUAAGUGCCAAAAGCACAUUUAUAAAAUAUAUUUAUAAGUUAUCCUAAAGAGAUGUCGGUUUAGUGUUUUAAAUUGUUGUUCCUAAUGAAUAAUUGGAAAGUAAGCGCGUAUGAGCAAAAACUUAAUUCUAAUGUUAUUUAGAUUAAAAUCGACAAAUCGUGUACAUUAUCCCUACGCUAGAACAAAUGGUGCUUCACAUCGUAGAGUAGUAGUCGUCUGCAGCUGCCUGACACGACAUUAUGUCUUGGCAGAUGGAAAGACUAAUUACUACAUUAUUGUAGAAUUGUAAACAACUCGAGCCCUUCAGUCUUACUUUCGAGACUUCAGUCGUUUUUCAAAGCUCGAAACUUUCAUAAUCUAGUAUUCACACUUUCAUUGAUUACUACAAAGACUUGAAUCACUCUAGAAAUGAAGCAAUACAAUAAAUGACUCUGGCUUAAGAGACUUCAAUUUGAAAGUCUCAAAACUAAAAUUAAUCAACUCGAGUUUUUACAACACUACUACAUUGUAAUGUUAAUACACCGAGUCUACUAGUUACUAUUUUAUAUUCCAAAAUUGAAGUUAUUACGGUUCUCCUAUUCGAAAAGGCUGAGAUAAAUAUGUAAUGAUGGCGAAUAUUAAAACUAAGUAGGUAUGUCUACUUAUAAUGCGUCGUGCGCCUAGUACGAAUAUUGUGGAGUCUAUUAAAAUAUAGCUUAUAUACGUGAUGUAAAACCAAACGAUAGCAUUUUAUAUAUUUCUAUUGUUCGUACGAUUAAGAUUUACAAGAAAACCCUAGUAGAUUAUAACUUGUAUGUUUUGUACUAUUUGUCUACCUGCUAAAAAUUUUGCAAUAAUCUUAAUUAAUGAAAUACUAGAACUUACUGCAAGAUAUAUUUUUUAUUUUUAACAUGAAAUAUGUACUACUUUAUUCUAACAGAAUUUUUUUUAAAAGCUUUUUUUCAAAAUAUUGUUUAAAUUGAAAAUACAUACUUUUGUCAACAUAAACUACUCAGUUGAUAUCAUAACUUUCAAUUUUUUAUCUACCCCGUUCGUGGUUUAUGAAACAUAAACGUAAUAUAACUAAAACAGUAUGUGAUGUUACAUUGUGAGCACUUUUAGAGAUUUCCUAAAUAAUAUUAUUAAUAGUUUAUUCAAAUCUCUAAACGAGAUGCAUCAUUUUCAUGCUGUUAAACUACUUAGUACUUACCUUUAUUUGAAUAGUUUAACAAAUAUUUUCUGAUUUUAAUAUUUACAGGGUUUAUACAAAAUGUGCGAAAAUUCCGAAUGUGUACCUACGAACAUUUUACUGUAUAAAUUUACGAAAUGCAGGUAAUGAACUAGUUCGUCUAAAAACGAAUACUUAGUCGCUAAAGUGUCACACGACACGAUAAAUGUGGAAUAUAUAACUUAACUCAUCGAUUUAGACAAACUAACUACAUACUUGCUUCUAAAAUAUUUUUAUAUUUCUUAGAACAAUCCGUUUUUUACAAUAAAAUGUUGCAUGUGAUAAAAUAUUGUUAGUGAUUUUCAUAUUUCGGCUAGAUUUUCAGUGAUUCCAUGAAAUAUUCGUAUCUAUUAAAAGUUUUUAAUAUUAAAAGAAAUAUCUCAGUCAUACCUGUUCAUUACAAUAUAUACCUUAAACUUCUCGCCAUUCCUUAUGUUGUUCAUAGAUAUAUUGUCUAAGUAUGUAUAUUUUUGUUAAAGUUUUAAAUAUAUAGGUUUUAUGAUGUUUUCGUAAACACGAAGCCAGUCAUUUAAUCAAUUUGAUGUUUUUCUAUAAUUAAUGAAUUACACCUUUUAAAGUAUCUUUUGGUUAAUCUAAGAUACUGUUAUUUCAUAUUGACUGGUAUCGUGUAAUCCAGGCAUUAGAUUUUUGAUUACCCGCACAAAUACGGGCAUAAUUUUACUCAAAUUUUUCGAUUUGUUUCAUGACCCGAGUGAUAUUUUUAGACAUUUGUAUUAAGGUAUACUAUGAAAUAAAACUCAGUUCACGUAAUACUGUCAUUAUAUUUUGUCUUAAUUUUGCGUCACUGUACAUAUUUCCGAUUGUGAUUACACUUUAUUCGGUAUAUUUCAAAUCAUCUAUAAUAAAAUAUCAGUCAUUUCUAUAUAUCAAUCUUGUAUAAAAAGUACCAUCUAAGAGACCUAGAUCAUAUUUGUAAGUACAAUACCUAUCUAUGGUACAGAAAGUAAUGAAUGUAUCACUACGUAUCGAUAAAUAUUUCCGCUACAAUAUUAAUGUUAUAAAGGACUCACAUACACCUAUAAUGAGUAUUGUAAUAACUUAAAGCGCCGGAACUUACCUACUUGACUAUAAAAGGCCUGUAAUUUUAUACACAUUGACCGAUAAAUUGUUUUACUACACUGAAUCCAUUAAAACAGGAUAAAAUAUAACAUUGUUGUUUUAAUUACAUCUUCCUCGCCCUAUCUUCUUUUGCUCUGUUUUCAUGAUUAAAUCUAUCUAUCUAUUCAGUAUAACAACAAAUUAUUAAGUACCAUUUUUUUAACAAAGAUUCAUGUUUG
Amyelois transitella is the source of this 6341-nucleotide messenger RNA. RefSeq names its product PR domain zinc finger protein 1 (gene Blimp-1). Bases 82 to 3129 code for a protein of 1015 amino acids. Gene Ontology annotation, molecular function: RNA polymerase II cis-regulatory region sequence-specific DNA binding; histone deacetylase binding; DNA-binding transcription repressor activity, RNA polymerase II-specific. Gene Ontology annotation, cellular component: nucleus; cytoplasm. The transcript has 7 exons. Gene Ontology annotation, biological process: cell fate commitment; regulation of transcription by RNA polymerase II. The record is from RefSeq and is a predicted model, not a curated record. Lineage: Eukaryota; Metazoa; Arthropoda; Insecta; Lepidoptera; Pyralidae.